Fopius arisanus is the source of this 853-nucleotide messenger RNA. Its product is annotated as transcription initiation factor TFIID subunit 10. Gene Ontology annotation, molecular function: promoter-specific chromatin binding; RNA polymerase II general transcription initiation factor activity. Gene Ontology annotation, cellular component: SAGA complex; transcription factor TFIID complex; nucleus. Lineage: Eukaryota; Metazoa; Arthropoda; Insecta; Hymenoptera; Braconidae. The transcript has 4 exons. The coding region runs from base 344 to 718 and encodes 124 amino acids. Gene Ontology annotation, biological process: transcription initiation at RNA polymerase II promoter. The record is from RefSeq and is a predicted model, not a curated record.
AAAAAAUAAUUUUAUAACUCAACGUAACAAAAUUACCCAAAAAUAGAAGAAGUAUUUGAUAAUUUAAAAGUGCUUGAAUUUCUCUAUCGGUUCUAUAAGAAUUUUCAUUCAUGAAUUUAUUUUCCCUCCUUAUAGCAGCCAAUAGAAUGGCAACAGUUGCCAAGUGGUGGGAGACCUUCACAUGCAAUUCGCCUCGAUUUAUUUUUAUAUUCGAAUUCAGUCAGUCACCCAGUGGUGCCUAAAUUAUAAUUGCAGCUAUAAUAAACGGAGUCAACAAGUUGAAAACUCGAUAGUCUCUUCGAGGGAUCUAUAUAAAAAUAAACAGGAAUCGAAUAAUUGAAGGAUGUCAUCGGAUAAUCUAGGACGUGCCACUCCACCUAAUGAGGAAGCAAAGAGUGCGGGUCAACCCCUGUCAGAUUUCCUAGUUCAAUUAGAGGACUACACACCAACAGUACCUGAUGCGAUAAGUGAAUAUUACCUGCACACAGCAGGAUUCAACUCAACGGAUCCUCGAAUAGUUCGAUUAGUCUCAUUGGCAGCUCAAAAAUUCAUCUCAGAAAUUGCCAACGACGCCCUGCAGCACUGCAAAACCAGAGGCGCCAGUCAAACGACUAAAUCAAAGGGCAAAGAUCGGAGAUACACAUUGACGAUGGAAGACCUCACACCAGCUGUAGCCGAAUACGGGAUAAUCGUCAAGAAGCCUCAUUAUUUCGUAUAAAAUUACCAUCCCCAACCCCUCAAUUUUUGUAAGUCUUGUAAUUACCUGCUACCCAGACAAUAACACCCAUUAUAUCGAAUGCUAAUCCUUUAGUCAUUUCGAUAUUCACGAAUAAAUUCCACUGCAUCAGAGUAA